This is a messenger RNA of Vicia villosa (hairy vetch), 1960 nucleotides long. RefSeq names its product seed biotin-containing protein SBP65-like. The transcript is spliced from 2 exons. The record is from RefSeq and is a predicted model, not a curated record. The coding region runs from base 173 to 1729 and encodes 518 amino acids. Lineage: Eukaryota; Viridiplantae; Streptophyta; Magnoliopsida; Fabales; Fabaceae.
UCCAUGACCAUCAACAUACAAAAAAACAACUACAUUAACACAAACAAGUUCAUCAAACAUCUCAAAAAAAACAUCUAAAGACAAACCGUACAUAGUACUUUUGUUCUGUUCUUUUUUGCAAUACCAACCAAAACAGAAAAAAAAAACACACACACACACACAUCCAUCAUCAAUGGCGUCUGAGCAAUUAUCUCGCAGAGAAAACAUCACAACCGAGAGAAAGAUUCAAAACAUGGAAGGCAAUGUCCCUCAAAGGACAACCCACUACGAGCAUAGAGAGACUCGCGAAGUUGCACCAAACUUUCAGUCUCUCCCUCGCAACGAGAAUCAAACUUACCUUGAUCGUGGUGCACGUGUUCCUUUGAAUGCAAAUGUAUCAGAAAGUUACCUUGAUCGCGCAGGUGUUCCUUUGAAUGCAAAUGUAGCAGAACGCGGAGUAAGAGAAAAAGAAGAUUUUGGUAGAGGAAGAGUAGUUGGUGCUGAAAAUCAAGGUGUGAUAUUGGAGAAAAGUGCUGCGGAGGAAAGAGAGAGAGCAAGAGAGAGAGCCAAAGAGGAAGAAGAGAAGAGGUUAACAAUGGAAGAGAUUUCGAAGUAUAGAAACCAAGCUCAACAAAGUUCAUUGGAAGCGCUUGCAGCAGCACAAGAGAAAUACGAAAGAGCAAAACAAGCAACAAAUGAAACACUGAGUAAUACAACACAAACAGCACAAGCUAAAGAUGCAACUGUUGAGAAAACACAACAAGGUUAUGGAGUGACAAGAGACACUGCUUCAAAUGCUGCAAAAGCUGCGGCUGAGAGAGCAGCACAGGCUAAAAAUACAACUCUUGAAAAGACACAACAAGGUUAUGAAGCAACAAGAGACACAGUUUCAAAUGCCGCAAGAACUGCGGCGGAGUAUGCUACUCCUGCAGCGGAGAAAGCCAAGUGUGCGGCUGUUCAAGCGAAAGACUAUACUAUGGAGACAGGGAAGACAGCGGCAGAGAAAGCCAAGUGUGCUGCGGAAGUUGCCGCCAAAGUGGCUGUUGAUUUGAAGGAGAAGGCCACUGUGGCAGGGUGGACUGCGUCGCAUUAUGCUACACAGUUGACAGUGGAUGGAACUAAGGCUGUGGCGAAUGCUGUUGAAGGAACGGUUGGAUAUGUUGCACCAAAGGCUUCUGAGCUUGCAGCAAAGUCGGUGGAAACUGUGAAAGGUUUGGCUGCUUCUGCUGGUGAGACUGCAAAAGAGUAUACUGCUAGGAAGAAAGAAGAAUCAUGGCGUGAAUAUGAGGCUAAAAGGGCUACUCAACUUCAGGAAGGUGAAGAAAUCUUGCCAUCAAAUGUGAGCAACUUUACACAAAAAGUGACACCAAGUGGAGAAAGAACUCGAGCACAAGGAACCAAUCUUCAAGAGAAGGUGCAAGGAAAAGGAAGUGAUAUAUUAGGAGCUGUGACUGAAACUGUGAGUGACAUUGGAAGUAGCAUGAUUAAACCAAUAGAUAAUGCUGCUAAUACCAAAGUUAAGGAACAUGGUGGCACUACUACUAUUACUCAAAAGGGACAAGAUGCUGGUGGUGGUGUUUUGGAUGCUAUUGGUGAAACUAUAGCUGAGAUUGCACAGACAACUAAAGCCAUUGUUGUUGGUGAAGAUGAUCAAGUAGAAAAGUCAAUGCAGAAGAAUAUUGGGUCAGAUUCUCACUCUCUUGAUCGUGCCAAGCAUGAAGGAUAUAGAGCACCAACAAAAAAUCUUUGAAGACAAUGAAUGUGUUUGUUUGAUGCAGAGGUUUAGUAUUAUGUUAAUCUUAAUUAGCUGUCACUGAAAAAGUUCAAUGUUUGUGGUUUUGUUUUAUGAAGUUGUGUGAAUAAAUUGCAAUCUCAUUCUUGAGAUUGUCAAUAAUAGCAAGUAUAUCUUCUUAUGUUAAUGUCUUUUGUAAGUCAAUGUUGUAAUUUGAUGCAUUUUGAGUGUAAUAAUAUACUUUUAUAA